Messenger RNA from Amoebophrya sp. A25, 1248 nucleotides. NCBI's taxonomy places the organism in Eukaryota, Dinophyceae, Syndiniales, Amoebophryaceae. The record is from the annotation of a GenBank genome assembly.
UCUCGUACAGCAGUAGACGAAGAAGUAGGGACUGCUGCUGAAAAUGAUCACUCUGAUCUUGUUGGCUACAACAAUGUUGACGACGAGCUUGCGAGCGGUAGCGCAAGUUGUAGCUCUUUUUCCAACAAUUGUUCAUGAUGUAGUUCAGCUUCGCAAGAUAGAACUAGGAAAAGUAGACCACGAUGGCAACUGCAAGGGCAGCAACAUCGAUGAUAAAGAACAUGACCUUCUCCGUGUUGUAGGAAAGUUUCUUGGCGGGCUCGCCAAGGCCGCAGUGUCUUGGACCGAAGAGAACAUUAUUCGUAGCGCUCGCGAGCAACGGCCUCUGAGCAAACCAGUGACCGAUUUUCUCGCUAUGCUUAAGAACUUCUUAUCCUACACAUAUCCACUCAACCGUUUAGUACAAACAUCAACCACUUCAACUAGCCGCGACCACGCUGCAGACCAAGAAGAUUUUUACGAGAGAAGCGAGGCAGUAGCAGACCACGAGGAUACCUUGUAAGUAUAGAAGGUCAUACUACAACUGGUUUAUACGCGGGAAAAUCGCUGCUCCCAAUCUGGACGCGUGGCAGAAGACAAAGUGGAUUGAUACCUACGAAAUUAGACGAGGUGGUCACGUAACAGACUAUAAACUACGUGCUCUGCUGGCGGAAGCAAUAACGAAACUUGAUGGCAUGUAACUUAUGGCUGGUGUAAAGAUUAUACUAGAACUAGAUUUUUUCUUGGAUACAUAGUACGAACGAAAUAAAUGAUUUUCAUUUUGUUGCAUGUGUACUAAAAAUGUAGUAGUCUUUAAUACUCCUCAACAACUCGUCGAACUCCUUCGGCAGAUGCACAGCGUAAGCAUGACCCGGAGGUUGGUUGGGAGUUAUAGUGAAGGUGAACAUGUAGAUUAUUGGUAUUCGAAUCUUCACAGCGACAGACUGCGACAUCAUGUUGCAUUGCUCAGCAGGCUACGUCAUUUUGCAGAAGAAGAUGAGUAUUUUUACCCGAGUCGUCAAACGAUCUGAAUCUUCCGAAUAUGUACUUUCUUGAUGAUUUGUCAGUAAGUAACGUUCUGAUUCUUAUAAUAAGUUUUUCAAAGGAUGAGUAGAGGGAUCCAUCUUAACAUCAAGUGACAUUCAUUAAUAUGGGUCACAGCAAGAAUAAACGCAGUAUGAACUGAGAUCUUUUCGAUGCAUAUGCAUUUUCCUACACCAGAUACGUAAUAUUUUUAUCGCGUAGGUAAAGCUACUAAACCACAUCAAG